Molecule: messenger RNA, 384 nt
Organism: Capronia coronata CBS 617.96
Lineage: Eukaryota; Fungi; Ascomycota; Eurotiomycetes; Chaetothyriales; Herpotrichiellaceae
Product: large subunit ribosomal protein L35e
Exons: 3
Coding region: 1-384 (127 amino acids)
Biological process (GO): translation; maturation of LSU-rRNA from tricistronic rRNA transcript (SSU-rRNA, 5.8S rRNA, LSU-rRNA)
Cellular component (GO): cytosolic large ribosomal subunit; ribosome
Molecular function (GO): mRNA binding; structural constituent of ribosome
Source: RefSeq, a predicted model, not a curated record
AUGUCGACCAACGCAAAAGUCAAGCCCGGCCAGCUCUGGGGCAAGAGCAAGGACGACCUGAAGAAGCAACUCGACGAGCUCAAGGGCGAGCUCGUUUCCCUCCGUGUCCAGAAGAUUGCCGGCGGUGCUUCCUCGAAACUCACCAGAAUACAUGAUCUCCGCAAAUCGAUUGCCCGCGUUCUCACAGUCAUCAACGCCAACCAACGACACCAGCUCCGCCUGUUCUACCAGAAGAAGAAGUAUCUUCCUCUCGACCUCCGACCCAAGCAGACCCGUGCCAUCCGUCGCCAAUUGAGCAAGAAGGACGCCAGCAGAAUCACCGAGAAGCAGAAGAAGAGACAAACGCAUUUCCCCCAGCGAAAGUAUGCUGUCAAGGCCGAGUAG